UUGCAGCUGUUGGCGGGCCAGGGCGAGUAUGCUGAUAUAACUUCACCGCCAGACCCAGCACCAGCACUGCUACCCUGCAGCCCAGACACACAUAUAGGCUCACACGCUCCAUCGGUGGAGAGCAUCCACAAACCAAAGACUGAUCUAACGUUCACACAGACAGACCAUGGGGCCCUAUCUGUCGUAGAGCCUACAGUUCCCAGAAUGCAAAUGGCAGAGGGAGAUCCAGAUGGACCAAUCGUAGUUAAUGCAAACCUUGCCUUUUACAGUGAUCUUGGAACUGGCAAGUCACUCACACAACUAACCUCACUACAACCUCAGUCAGAAUUGAACCCUUCUCAUUCCAUCAAAGAAUUAGCAGAAACACAGACUGACAUUUUAUUAGAGACUCUAACGAAUAUUGGGCCGGCAAUUUCAAAAUUGACUUUGUCUAAACCUUUUGAUGAUAUAAACCAUAACAAAGAAGAAAACACACAUGCGCAGACCAAAGUUGUGGUCCCUUCAGGGUCGUCAACAGAAUUCACAUCACCAGUUGUUGCAACUGGUGCAACUGCUCCAGUUUCGGAGCAGCAGCCAGUCACUGACCACCAGACUACGAGUGAGGCAGCAACAAACGUUAACCCUUUAACUCUUGAAUCAACACAACCAGAGCAGCCUCCUCUCAACACUGGCCCGUUCAGUUGCGAACGACACGUCACAGAACCUGACCACAGUAAUACACACUCACAGACCCCUGACUCACUGCUGCCAGAGCCUCAGCUGGCAGGGAGGGGCCAGGCUAACGAUAGAACAGAGCUUCAACUCCCUGAGACAAGCCUCGGCCUGACCGAAGACACUCCCUUACCAGAGCCACAGCUUGCUGGAACCAGGGUGAUCGUGUCGUCGCGCUCAUAUGCCGACUUCACUCCCGAAGCCACCUUUGACAUAAAGAAAUGCGACGUGCACCGUCUGGAGGAGGGCCCGCCCGUGCAGGCGGUGCUGACCCGCGAGGAGGGCCUCAAGUACUAUCGCACCAUGCAGACCAUGAGGCGGAUGGAGCUCAAGGCCGAUCAGCUCUACAAGCAAAAAAUCAUCAGAGGCUUCUGUCACCUGUAUGACGGCCAGGAAGCCUGUGCAGUAGGCAUUGAGGGGGGAAUCAACCUGUCGGACCACCUGAUCACAGCAUAUCGUGCUCAUGGCUACACCCUCACAAGGGGUGGUACAGUCCGAGAGAUCAUGGCUGAGCUUACUGGGCGUCGAGGAGGCAUUGCUAAGGGCAAGGGAGGCUCUAUGCAUAUGUACACGAAAAACUUCUAUGGGGGCAAUGGUAUCGUGGGAGCCCAGGUACCCUUGGGAGCGGGGGUAGCCCUCGCCUGCAAGUACCAGGGCAACAAUCAGCUGUGUGUUAGCCUCUAUGGAGAUGGUGCCGCCAACCAGGGUCAGAUUUUCGAGACCUACAACAUGGCAUCUCUCUGGAAGUUGCCUAUCAUCUUCAUCUGUGAGAACAACAAAUAUGGGAUGGGUACCUCCGUGGAGAGAUCAUCGGCCAGCACGGACUACUACAAGAGGGGAGACUUCAUCCCUGGACUCAGGGUGGAUGGGAUGGACCUCUUGUGUGUCAGAGAGGCCACCAAGUUUGCUGCUGACCACUGCCGAUCUGGAAAGGGCCCUAUCCUCAUGGAGCUUCAGACCUACCGUUACCAUGGACACAGCAUGAGUGACCCCGGGGUCAGCUACCGCACACGUGAAGAGAUCCAGGAAGUCCGCAGUAAGAGUGACCCCAUCUCCAUGCUGAAAGACCGCAUGCUCAGCAACAACAUGGCCAGUGUGGAGGAGCUAAAGGAGAUCGACGUGGCGGUGAGGAAAGAGAUUGAAGAUGCUGCCCAGUUUGCCACCACGGACCCCGAACCUCCACUGGACGAUCUUUGUAACCAUAUCUUCUACAACGACCCGCCCAUGGAGGUGCGCGGCACCAACCCAUGGAUCAAGCUGAAGUCUGUCAGCUAAAGGAUGACUGCCCACCGACCCCUCCCCCCCCCUCUCAUGUAUACCUUCUCCCUGUCCCUCUGUCUUACAACCAUGUUCCACCAUCAACGCACACUUUUAACCUUGUUAAAGUUCCCCAAUCCCUCUAAGCAUCUAUAGACUUUUAUUUUUCCUCUUCUAGGUUUAAACCAAGCUAUGUUAACGAAACAUACCCAAAUCCUUUCCACAAUCCACAUAAAAUAAAUAUAGAGUGCCGGUAAAAGUCAUUUUCUUUUCAAUCAGUUCGCAAUAAAUUGAAUAUAAAGAUUGAAGGCUAUAGUAUAUUAAAUACAUUUAUAUAUCAUGCCAAAACUAACCUGUGCCUGCAGGAUGGUGUUUGUGUUCAAAAGUGGUAUAAGCCUUAUGUUUGUAGGUCAUUUAUACCAAGACAUACACCUCAGAUCCAUCUGGUUUAAAAAGUGAUUAAAGUUUAUAGACAUGUAAUAUCUGGGUAGGUUAGGUUUUCUCAAUUGUUAUCUGUCAUUCAUAUUUAUUUCUGAAAAUGUUUUGUAACAAACAGUACUGAUACUGUCCCUCAAUAAGAAUAGGAAAUGCCCUCUGUUUGGGAAUCUUGGUGAUAAACUGUUACAGUUUUUAUAGCUAGCAGGUGGGGGGUACACUAUGCAGGGACUUGUUUGCCAACCCUGCUUUAUUUCGAUGCAUUAAGACGGAAAGGGGAAUGUAUGUCUGUGAUUGUCUUUGUACAGUCUGUCAAAAUAAAGACCUCAUUUAAUGAGUAA
Molecule: messenger RNA, 2744 nt
Organism: Osmerus eperlanus (European smelt)
Lineage: Eukaryota; Metazoa; Chordata; Actinopteri; Osmeriformes; Osmeridae
Product: pyruvate dehydrogenase E1 component subunit alpha, mitochondrial-like
Exons: 11
Coding region: 205-1986 (593 amino acids)
Biological process (GO): pyruvate decarboxylation to acetyl-CoA
Cellular component (GO): intracellular membrane-bounded organelle
Molecular function (GO): pyruvate dehydrogenase (acetyl-transferring) activity
Source: RefSeq, a predicted model, not a curated record